AUGAGCACGACGCCAACAAACGUUCGUAAUUAUUUCAAAUUAGAUCUCUUGAUAGCACGUUCGCAUUUUAUACUUCGUCAAUUGUUUAAAAACCGUUAUUCUCUAUUCAACGGCGGUAAAGUAUGGGAUGACUCGUCGACAAGUGGAAGCAAUUAUUUAGCUAAUGUUAUCGCGAAAAAUAAACAGUUUAAUUUAACAACCGUGCAGAAAACAUCCGUUUCUAAUGGUGAUUCAAAAGAAUGGGAUUUAACGACGCUGACUGCUCUUCUGCUAAAUAGUGAUCGCCCAAAAGCACUAAAUAAAACUCAAAUACAACAGCUCGACAAUGAAGACAUGCUUUUAAAAGAAUUAAGAGAUAUUCGAAAUAAGUUAGCUCAUCACCCGUCAAAAUCUAUUGACGAUACUGAGUUUAAUCAGCUUUGGACUGAGCUAGCGGCAAUUCUAAUUGCAUUUGGUGCUGUCGACAAUGAACUAGAUAAACUAAAAGAUGACAGCGUAUUUGAAUCGUCUAGUCAAUCGAUAAAUGAAGAAAAUGUGAAGGAGGCAGCACGUUUAAAUUCACUGGGUACACAAGCUCACAAAGAUCGAAAAUUUUCGGACGCUAUAAUAUUAUUUACAAAAGCAACUAUCUUACCGGGUGUUUCAGAUCACGACCGUGCUGUUUUCUAUUCGAAUAUGUCUUCUAGCCGUCUAGCACUGUAUGAUCAGCAGCGAGAUACUUCAGAUAAAGAUGAAAUUGAUGAUCCAAAAGACCAACGAUAUCGUGCACUGAGAGAUGCUAAACAAGCUCGAAUUCUUUGGCCAACAUGGUGGAAAGGACAUUUCCGUGUUGGUAAAAUAUAUGCUACCUUAAAUGACCAUGACAAAGCUAUUAAUUCACUUGAACGAGCAUUAGCUCUUGCUCCUACAAACGAUGAUAUAAGGAAAGCAUUGGACGAAAGUCGACAAACAUACAGUCGACAAUCACGAUAUGAACACCUAGACCCAAGAAUAAGACCAAGAACAAUACCUGAACAAUUAAAUGAACUUCAGGAAAAAUUAGGUAUUGACCCACAAAACGUACGUAUCGCUCAUAGUUUACUAGACGAACUAGAUCCAGUUGCAGCUGACGUGGUCAAAGGACAUAAAUAUGAACACGGAGAUACUGAUGUUAAACAAGACUAUGAGCAAGCGGCUAAAUAUUUUGCUAAAGCAGCAUGUCAGGGCAACGCUGAAGGGAUGUAUAAUUUAGCUCGAUUGACCGAUCGUGGUUUAGGUGUAAAGAAAGAUCAUAAUAUGGCUCUUCAACUGCUUGAACAAGCCGCUGCACAACCACCACAAAAUCCAAAAUUUAAAGGUGUUCGGAAUCUCGGCGUAGCUGAAGCUGAACAUGCUCUAGGGCUUAGGUAUGCUGAAGGUGUUGCUGUCCACAAGAAUCUACCAACCGCUGCUUAUUGGUAUAAACGUGCUAUAGAGAAUGGUAGCGCUGAAUCAGCCAACAAUUUGGCUUUAAUGUAUGAAAAUGGAACUGGUGUCGAUAAAAAUCUUGAUAAGGCUGAACAAUUAUUUCAGCUGUCAGCUAGAGGGGGUGAUCCAAACGCUAUGCUGAGUUUAGCUGAGCACUUACUUGAUAAACAUGACUUUGAAAUGGCCAAAAUUUGGUAUGAUCGAGCUUGCGAAUCUGGUAAUAUUCUUGCUCAGAUGAGCCGAUCUAAUUUCGAAAAAGUGUUCCAAGACAAGAAGCAGUUAGUAGAUCGCUGCCCGUCUAAUGUUUUACCAGCGAUUGAUACGAUGAAAAACGUCUUCAACUCGCUAAAAAUAACAAAGACCAUCUAUACACUAUCUGAUCAACCAUAUAUCUAUGAUUAUAACAUGUUAAACGAAUAUGCUAAUGGUGGUUCAAUAACGGCUAAAAUAUUAUGUAAUGCUAUAGAGCAUUUUGCGCAAGCAUUGAACAUACUAAUACAAUCUGAAACCUUAACUGAAAAAGAAGAAGACUUAUUGAUACAUGAACUUGCAGAAUGUUAUCGUAUUGAACAUAUUGUCGCUCAAUUUCCUGGCAUAAAGAUGCGUCAAAAAAUUGAGAAAAUCGUUGACCGAGCACUUCACCGUUGCAGCGAAAAAAUAGAGACUACCACUUCGCGGCGUGACGAAGAUGCUCGAAUAUGUUAUGCUGUAUUACAUAUGGAUUCCCAUGAAUUAAUUGAUCAGUUCCUUAGUUCAUGUAAACAAAAGUAUCCAAAGUCAAUCUAUUUUUUUGACUUGAGUGCAGCAGUAAAUGGCUGGUUAAAUCGAUAUGACGCUGCUCUGUAUAAUGCUAAUGCCGGUCUAGAAAUAGAUCCAAAUUACAGCGAGUUAUUGUAUUAUAAAGCUGUUGCUUUGCGUCUGCUGAAUCAAGAUAUUAAUGAAGCAAUCGAAGCGUAUCAAGCAUUUUUUGACAAUAGCUCCGAAGGAUCAUCGUAA
Rotaria sp. Silwood2 is the source of this 2442-nucleotide messenger RNA. The record is from the annotation of a GenBank genome assembly. NCBI's taxonomy places the organism in Eukaryota, Metazoa, Rotifera, Eurotatoria, Philodinida, Philodinidae.